Molecule: messenger RNA, 2858 nt
Organism: Rhopilema esculentum
Lineage: Eukaryota; Metazoa; Cnidaria; Scyphozoa; Rhizostomeae; Rhizostomatidae
Source: RefSeq, a predicted model, not a curated record
UUGCUGCCUCGUUUACAUCUUGGUCUUUUUUGGCUUUAUUGAUUGGCUUGGUGGUAUACAUUGAUUUGGAUUGAAGUCCCAAAAGAAUCUACCAAUCCUGCUUGAAGCCCCAAAAGGAUUUCCAUUGUUGCUUCAACUGGCAAGAGCUGCCUUUCAGUAGAUGAGCUGAAGAAGAAAUACCUGGUUUUGUAUUAGCAUCUCUUCAGAAGAUUUUGUAUGCAAUGGCAUGGAACAUGAAGGAAGUAACCACUUAUUUCGAUGUUUUCCGACAGUCAAAUGUUGAUUUAAACGAGCAGAACACCAAAGAUGUACUCAAAAGGCAAAACAUUACAAGAUUCAAAUACUGGAAAGAUGUUCCAGUGGAAGACCUUGGAAAAGCACUGAAGGAUCUUGCUAAUGGGGAAGAUUGCAAACUUUCAGCAGAUCAACUUAACAAUAUAAUCCAAGCUCUUACUCAUCAUUCUUUGCAAGGCAAGAUUGAUGCAGAUAUGUGGAAUUCAUGUGUCAAGUACUGGGCAAGAAAGGACAUCAGUGAGAAAUCUGCUCUCAUUGCUGUUGAUGUCCAAAAUGACUUUAUUUCUGGAUCGCUUGCACUGAAAAAUCAACCUGCCAAGGAAGAUGGUGCAGAAAUUGUUCCAGUCAUAAACAAGCUGAAGCAAGAUGUCAAGUUUGAUCUGAUAGUGUUUACUUUGGACUGGCAUCCGUCUGAUCAUUGCUCUUACCAUACAAAUGUCAAGAUGUAUCCAUUUCAUGAGACAUGUAAAAUAAAAGCAGAUCACGCUAAGAUGUAUGAUUUUGUUAUCUAUGGUGGAGAUAAACCACAGGAGCAAAUUCUUUGGCCUGUUCACUGUGAGCAGGGUAGCUGGGGAGCAAAACUUCAUGAAGAUCUUCAGAUUGAAGACUCUGCCCUGAUGGUUCACAAGGGCUCUAUACCUGCAAUUGACAGCUAUUCAGCAUUUUGGGAUAAUGGAAAACUUUCACAGACAAAUCUCUUUACAACAUUGCUGCAGCAUAACAUCACAAAAGUGUUCAUUUGUGGACUUGCCACUGAUUUUUGUGUUGCAUUCAGUGCAGUUGAUGCUGCCAACCAUGGUCUGACAACAUUUCUCAUUGAAGAUGCAUGCAGAGGUGUAUCAGAAGAAUCCAUAAAAAAUGCUCGGGCAAAUAUGAAGGAUGCUGGAGUCACAAUCAUAAAUACAAACCAGGUUCUUGAACUCUUGUAGCAGGAUAAAGGAUUUUGGGCAAAUUGCAUUUUCACAGAAAAUAAACUGAACAUACACCAAUUGCGCAGAAUUAUACUUUUAGAAGGAUACUGUUGAACAGGAUCUCAGUCAAAUUCAAUCUUCACAACAACUUUCCCCUGAUAUCCAAUAUAAUUUGUUACGUUUACUAAAACUGUUUACUUUGUACAUUUAUAAUGCAGAAAAAUAUGUAAUUUGUUAUUUUUUAACGUUAUUUAAGUAGUAAUCAAUCAACAGCACCUCACAUGCUUAUCAAUUGUUCAGCAAAUGAUGAGUGUUUUGACAACACAGAACAAGACAACAACAUAGAACAAGAGAACAACACACAAGAUACAAAAGCAGGCAUCAUUUUCUUUCAUUUUCAUGAAAAUAGCUUUACAAGUUUAAAUGAAGUAAGCUUUAUUAUUGAAUGACAAAUAUUAUUGAAUUGUACAAAAAUAAAUAGGUAGAUUCAUGAAUUUCAAAGCAAACAUGUAACCAAACAGAAUUGGAACCCCCUGAAGCCAGAGCUCUGUGGCAAACUGAACCUAGGAUAAGUCCAAUAUCAGCAUAUUUUUCUAUUUUGAAGGGUACAGGUGCCUAAUUGGCACACUUUUAAUUUCAGGUAUAAUAUUUGGCAUCACAAAUAUCUAUAAAUUAUAUAUAUAAAUAUCUAUUAUUUUUUUAUCUAUACUGGAGAUAAACCACAGGAGUAAAUUAUUUGGCCUGUUCAUGGAAAAACGGAAAGGUUGGGCUAUACAGAUAUGAUGGAUUAGGUAUUAUAAGGAAUUUAUCAGGACCAAAAAUUGACCUUUAAAACAAUACUAUUCAACCAUAUCAAAAACCAAAUAAUAAUACUGUCUACAUCAACAAACAAUCUAAUCACCUGCCAACAGUAUUAAAAGAGCUACCUAAAGGCACUAACAAACAGAUAUCAGAAUUAUCAUCAACCCAAGAAAUUUAUAGAAGAAAUUUAUAGAUAUUGGCCUUACCAGAGUUAAAUUCAGAUUACAAUAUGCUAACCAUAACAAAGUUUUAAAGCACAAAAGAUAUAAAAAGAGUACUGAACUUUCAAAAUAUGUUUGGAAAUUGAAGGAACAAGGAAAGACACCUACUAUUAAAUGGAGAAUUGUCAAGAAAAUAAAGAGCACGGCUAGAAAUAACUUUUGAAAAUUAUGCCUGACAGAAAAAUUUAUAUCAUUCAAUCUUUAGGGGAUAAUAAAAUACUCAAUAAUAGAACAGAAUUUAUAAGAUAUUGUAGACACCAGAAAAAACUUUUGAUUAGCAAUUUUAAAAUGUAGUUGUUACGAUUUAUCACUCUACACAAUUAGCUUGGUUUGACUUUGUUUGAUUAUUCCUUUUUUACAGUUAUAUCUUGCUUGCAGUCAGUUUGUGUUCUUUUAUACACCUGAUGAUUGUUUACACAUGAAACUCAGAGUUGUGUAACAAUAGUCUGUUUAUUUUAGUCUAUCAAGAAUAUAUAAUAUAUAUUUAUAUUUAUAUCAGCACUUAUCUCAAGGUAAGGGGGUGUGAAUAUUUAAAGUUUACCACACCAGUUAAAUUUGAGCCAGUUUUGCAAGUUCCCCCUGUAAGGGUGGUUUGGUGAGCAUCAUUGGCUCCCUGUGUUGAACACCAUUG